CCUUUGGCCCCCCCCCCCGAGGAAGAUCCGGGUCGUGGGGCGGCUCUCGCUGCAGCCCGCGCUUUUACGAAGAGGCCGCAGGGAAGCUGCUUGUGGCUGCCGCGCGCCUUGGCGGGCUCGUGUCCCGCGGCCGUGAGGAGCGAGGAGGAUGGAUGAAGCUGCUGGGGACCUGAAGCAAGCGCUCCCGAUCGUGUGCGAUAACAUUCAAAUACAUGUGGAAGUUCAUCAGAAAUCAAACAGCACGGCAAAGAAAGAAGAUGUCAGGAUGAACGUCUUAAAGCUGUUGAACAGACAUAACAUUGUAUUUGGUGAUUACAAGUGGACGGAGUUUGAUGAUGGUUUCCUCAACAGCAAUGUGCAGUCUGUGUCAGUUGUGGAUACAGAGCUAAAACUGAAAGAAAGACAGCCCAUUGACUUGAGCAAAAGUAGUCUUUGUCUUCAUAUUUUCCAUCUGAGUGAAGAAGGACCAAGCUCUGAAAAUUUAGAAGAGGAGAAUGAGGAUAUUGUUGCAGCUAACCACUGGGUGCUACCUGCAGCUGAAUUCCAUGGCCUUUGGGAAAGUCUUAUAUAUGACAUUGAAGUAAAAUCACACCUACUUGAUUAUGUGACGACAACAUUAGUAUUUUCUGACAGAAAUGUUGACAGCAACCUGAUAUCGUGGAACAGAGUUGUUUUGCUGCAUGGCCCUCCAGGAACUGGUAAAACUUCUCUCUGUAAAGCAUUGGCCCAGAAGCUGACAAUUCGGCUGUCACACAGGUAUAGGUAUGGACAGUUAAUUGAGAUAAACAGCCAUAGUCUUUUCUCUAAAUGGUUUUCUGAGAGUGGCAAGCUUGUAACCAAGAUGUUCCAGAAGAUUCAAGAGUUAAUUGACGACAAAGAUGCUCUUGUAUUUGUACUGAUUGAUGAGGUGGAAAGCCUCACGGCAGCCCGCAGUGCCUUCCAGGCAGGUACAGAGCCUUCAGAUGCUAUUCGUGUGGUGAAUGCUGUACUGACACAAAUCGAUCAGAUUAAAAGGUAUCCCAAUGUAGUUAUCCUGACUACUUCAAAUAUUACGGAGAAAAUUGACAUGGCCUUUGUAGACAGGGCUGACAUAAAGCAAUAUAUUGGACCUCCAUCUGCUGCAGCAAUAUUCAAAAUAUAUCUUUCUUGCUUGGAAGAACUGAUGAAGUGUCAAAUAAUAUAUCCUCGACAGCAGCUCUUGACGCUCAGAGAGUUGGAGAUGAUUGGCUUUGUAGAAAAUAAUGUGUCAAGGUUAAGCCUUGUGUUAAAAGAAAUCUCGAGAAGAAGUGAAGGUCUUAGUGGCCGGGUCCUAAGGAAACUUCCUUUCCUAGCGCAUGCACUUUAUAUUCAAUCCCCCAGUGUUACAAUGACCACAUUUCUUCAGGCUCUUUCACUUGUAGUGGACAAGCAAUUUGAAGAAAGAAAGAAACUUGCAAACUGCAUAUGACACUGCUGUUUUAUAAUUGUCUGUGUUUUUGCCACUGAAACAUACAUAUUUUUGAAUAAAAAAUGUGCACCUUUUAUACAUUUGUAAAAUAGAUUGUCAACACCUGAAGAAACCUGGAAGGCCUGAUCUAUUUUUUGGUAAACAGUGAUUAAUAAACAAAAUUAAGAAAGUUUGUAGCACA
Messenger RNA from Dromaius novaehollandiae (emu), 1628 nucleotides. RefSeq names its product thyroid hormone receptor interactor 13 (gene TRIP13). The record is from RefSeq and is a predicted model, not a curated record. Gene Ontology annotation, molecular function: ATP hydrolysis activity; ATP binding. Gene Ontology annotation, cellular component: chromosome; nucleus. The transcript is spliced from 14 exons. Bases 149 to 1447 code for a protein of 432 amino acids. Lineage: Eukaryota; Metazoa; Chordata; Aves; Casuariiformes; Dromaiidae. Gene Ontology annotation, biological process: reciprocal meiotic recombination; meiotic recombination checkpoint signaling.